UUUUUUUUUUUUUUUUAAUCGCACAUUGAACAAACACUGAAGUGGCCUGGAGCAGACACUGACAGGGGUAGUAUCUCCGCGGCUCAGAAGGGCGUGCAGGGCCGGCCGGCGUCGCCACCGCCCGGAUCUCCGGCCCCUACCGAGGAGCUUUCCGCCUUCUUUUCCACUCCUAUUUUUUUGGUCUUCCAAAAGAAGUCAGGAAACCAUUUCUGAGCUUUUUGAACUUUUAAAGCCAUCUUUUUCCUACGCGGUCUGCGUCCCUGGGCCAUGUAGUCUGCACAGGACCCGGGAAUCUGAGAAAUUGCAGCGGCGCUGUUGUUUAUGGAGCUCUGGGCGGGGGCUGAGCCUGCGGUCUUGCCCCCCGCCCGCUGCCCGGGCCAUGCCACCCCAUCUGCGCGCGGAGCCGCGGCCGCGGGGCCUCCAGGGCUGAGCCGAGAGCUGCGGGAGGAGGAGACGCCGGCGGCGGAGCCGGAACGGGAGCGGCGGCGGCGGGCAGCGCGGCGGACCCAGUACUAUGGCUAUGUACUGCUAUGCACUCAACAGCCUGGUGAUCAUGAAUAGCGCCAACCAGGUGAAGAGCGGCGGCGGCCCUCGGCCCAGCAGCAGCGAGACGCCCCCGCCGCCGCCGCCGCCGGGAAGGGCCGUGUUGAGCCCAGGCAGCGUUUUCAGCCCCGGGAGCGGCUCCUCUUUCUUGUUCCCCCCAGCCGAGUCCUUGUCGCCGGAGGAGCCCGGGAGCCCCCCGGGCUGGCGGAGUGGCCGGCGCAGGCUGAAUAGUGGUAGUGGCAGCGGCAGCGGCAGUGGCAGCGGCAGCGGCAGCAGCGUGGGCAGCCCGAGUUGGGCGGGUCGCCUGAGAGGGGACGAGCAGCAGGUGGUGACCACCCGUGGUACCCUCUCCCCUCCCGGGCCAGAGGAGGCCAAGAGGAAGCUGCGAAUCCUGCAGCGUGAGCUGCAAAACGUGCAGGUGAACCAGAAAGUGGGCAUGUUCGAGGCGCACAUCCAGGCGCAGAGCUCCGCCACUCAAGCGCCCCGCAGCCCGCGUUUGGGCAGGGCUCGUUCGCCCUCCCCGUGCCCUUUCCGCAGCGUCAGUCAGCCCCCAGGAAGGGUCCUGGCACAAAGCGAGGAACGGAGGACAAAGUCCUGGGGGGAUCAGUGUACGGAGACUUCAGAGGCCGACUCUGGGAGAGGAGGAGGGGCGCCCAGCCUAUGCCUCUCGAAGGACAAAGAUGGACCGGCAUCUUUCCCCAGCCCCGCUGCCCCGUCAGGAUCAGGGGCUCAGGGUCCAGGCGCUUCGGUGAGGAUGGAGAAGGGGGUCCCUGCCAGACCCCACUGUGGCUCACCCAUUGCCAUGGAAGUUGACAAGAGGGUAUCUCCUCCUUUGGGAAUUCACAGCUGCCAAGCUCCCUCAUUGGGGCUGGUGGGAGUGAACUUGGCAGUGGCUACAGAAGUUGCAGGGAGAGCCACAGCCAUGGGACCACACCACCCACACGCUGCCCUCAUGGAACCGUCUGAGGGGGCCCUUGAGCAUAGGGGUGUGUUCCCCCCAGAGGCCCUGGCCAAGAGGCAGGGGCAGUCUCUGGGCAGUGAGACCAGCCCAGCCCCAGAGAGGGGCGGGCGCCACAAUGGAGAGCCCCCAGGAAAGGUGGGGAAAGGAGAUCUGCCCGGUGGUAUGCCUGGCUCCGGGGUGCCGGCAGCGGCCGAAAGGCCAGUGGAGAGGACUGUGAAUGCACAGAGCCCACUGGAGCCCCCUGAGGCCCCCAGCUGGUUCAGGCAGCCAGGAGGCUUGGGCUCGGUAGGCUCCGAGGGGACCCUGAGUGGAGCCCUAGUGGCUGAGGAGCCACGGCCACUGUCCAGCAGAGUGGAUGAAGGGUCUCCGGCACUGGGCUUGCUUGGGGGUAGCCGCUCAGUGCAGCUGGGGCCCCGGGAGGCCAAGGCGGGGAUUCUCUCUGGCAGAACGCUGGCACCUUUGCCCUGUUGGGAAGCAGCAAAAGAUCUGAAAGAACCUCAGUGCCUUCUUGGCGAUGGGAUGGGUGUGCACCCCGGGAGCCCUAGGCUUUGUCUGGGCCCCAUGGAAGAAGCAGGUCUGGCCUGGACGUGUGGCACAGGGGUGCGAUCCGAGGGGACUUGGGGAAGCCAGCCGCAGGACAGAGCAGCUCACCCCAGCCUGGAGCGGCUCUCCCCAGAUCAGGACGCCCGGCCUGUCCGGGGAGAGGCCUGCAGCCGAAGCACCAUACCUGCCGUCAUCAUUACAGACACUGGUGCCCAGGAGGACGGGGCUUUGGAGGAGGCGCAGAGAAGCCCCGGGGGCAGCCUGCCGCUCAGGAAGCUGUCCUCUUCCUCUGCCUCCUCCACUGGCUUCUCCUCCUAUGAGGACUCGGAGGAGGACAUCUCCAGUGACCCCGAGCGCUGCCUGGACCCCAACUCUCCCUUCCUGCAUACUCUGGACCAGCAGAAGCCCCGAGUGAGCAAAUCAUGGAGGAAAAUAAAAAACAUGGUGCACUGGUCUCCCUUCGUCAUGUCCUUCAAGAAGAAGUAUCCCUGGAUCCAGCUGGCGGGCUCUGCAGGGAGCUUCAAGGCCGCUGCCAAUGGCAGGAUUCUGAAGAAGCACUGUGAGUCGGAGCAGCGCUGCCUGGACCGGCUGAUGGCCGAUGUGCUGAAGCCCUUCGUGCCCGCCUACCACGGGGAUGUGGUGAAGGACGGGGAGCGCUACAACCAGAUGGACGACCUGCUGGCUGACUUCGACUCCCCAUGCGUGAUGGACUGCAAGAUGGGCAUCAGGACCUACCUGGAGGAGGAGCUGACCAAGGCCCGGAAGAAGCCCAGCCUCCGGAAGGACAUGUACCAGAAGAUGAUCGAGGUGGACCCCGAGGCCCCCACCGAGGAGGAGAAGGCCCAGCGGGCCGUGACCAAGCCACGCUACAUGCAGUGGAGGGAAACCAUCAGCUCCACAGCCACCCUGGGGUUCAGGAUCGAGGGCAUCAAGAAAGAAGAUGGCUCUGUGAACCGGGACUUCAAGAAGACUAAGACGAGGGAGCAGGUGACCGAGGCCUUCAGAGAAUUCACUAAAGGCAACCCUAACAUCCUGAUGGCCUACCGGGACCGGCUGAAGGACAUAAGGGCCACCCUAGAAGUCUCACCCUUCUUCAAAUGCCAUGAGGUGAUCGGCAGCUCCCUCCUCUUCAUCCACGACAAGAAGGAACAGGCCAAGGUGUGGAUGAUCGACUUUGGGAAAACCACACUGCCCGAGGGCCAGACCCUGCAGCACGACAUCCCGUGGCAGGAGGGGAACCGGGAGGACGGCUACCUCUCGGGCCUGAACAACCUCAUCGACAUCCUGACGGAAAUGUGCCCGGGAGCCCCGCGCGCUGAAACCGCCCCGCGCCCCACCUCACCGCCGUCCCGACCCUUCUCCCCCCUGCGUCCCUUCUCCUUCCGAAUUUCCCCUUCACUUCCACCCGGGUGCAAACCCCAGAACUGACCCUCCGGAUCGGCAGGCACUACAAGACACUUUGUAGCAGACGAGAUGAGAUUUUUCUACUUACCCCCUCACUGAAGGGUUUGGAGCUGGGGAUUUUAGUUGGCGUUCUCAAUAGGAGCUCCUACUAGUAGAGAGAUGCCCCAAUCCAGGCUCAGCUGCCUGCAGGGAGGCCACUUGGGUUUCGAUCUGGAAGGAGGCUCAGGUGGUGGUAGAAUCACGAAGAGCCCCAGCCUCUGGCAGGCUACCUGUGGGGGCUUGCUGCCCCCUGGUGGCCGGUGCCGGUGGCGCCACUCUAAGGCGUAGCCCCGUUUCUGCCUCAUCCUCUCCGCUCCCCAGAUUGGGGAAGGGGGGAGGGGUGCCUGGCUGUAAAAACAGGUACCUGGCGCCAGGUUUCUGGUAGUUGGGGCACAGCACCCCUAGGACUAGCAUGUUGGCCAUCAAUUAAGUACCCUCUGCUUGGCAGCCUGGGGACUCCCAGAGAUGCUGCCGUGGCCUUUGCAGGGCUGCUAAAGCAGGGAACCCCACCCAUCCGGUACUGAAAUUCUCUAGCAUUGGAACAACUCCAGGAGCCAAGAGGGGUCCAGCUCCAACUUGACCAUGCUCUCUGACAUUGGCCUUCCCAGGAGAGGGCAGGCAGGAGUGGUGUUCUUCCAUCUGUGAUUUUUGCCUACAAAUUCAGAGGGACAUUCUGCAAACCUGAGCUUCCAGGAGUAUCACCCACCCCCCGGAGCCAGGCAAGGUCCUGGGGCCUGGGUGGCAGUGGACCAGGGCCCAGGCAGCCUCAGGGGAAGAAGGACAGGCUGCAGGGGACACUCCUCUCUUGUCCCCUCAUCUCCUCACCUCCUGGAGCCAGCUGGUCCAACGUGCUGCACACAUGGGGCUCUUGUGAGAUCCAGAGUCCCCACUGGUCACGGGGCAGAGCCUCAGGCCAGUGCCCAGUAGGGAGGAAGCAGGAGGCUGCCUUACCAGCUUCAUUUUCCCCCUGAAAUAGGUCUUAGCCUGCAGGGUUUAGCCAUGUUCCCCAAUGCCUGGUGGGCAGCUUCCAGAGAACGUAGCUGGGUGCUGGGCAGCUCUGCCUGGCAUCUCUAGGUGGCUCGAGGAGUCACAGGGAACACCUGUAAGUCUUAUUUUAAUUGUAAAGCAAGUAGGUCUAUAUUCUUGAGAAGAGUGUAAAUUUUGUGAGACUUGUAAAGAACAAAACUCUGGCUCUUUGGCCCUUGAGAGCAGCGGUGGCGCAAGUGCCCUCCUUGGCCACCGGAGGUCAGGCCCCUUGCUCUGCAGGGAGCUGCUCCAGGGACACAUGGAAAGAGUGUCCCCCGGCGUGUGUGCCAUCUAGAGGGAGGGCCUCCUGGGCUGCCCCCUGUCACCUCGGCGUCCCUGGGGGAACUGUCAACUUGCUCAUGUGACAUGUGCAUUUUUCCCUUUUCACUCUGGGUGUGACGGUUGGUGGGGCCGGAAGGUGGGACCCAUGAGGAUGUCUCAGUACAGUUUUUCAAAGAGGAAAUCACUUUCAAACUUCCUGGCUCUUGUUCAAAACAGCAGUGAGCUCCUGUGGGGGUCACACCCCCACCCGGCUGAGCUCGGGAGACCUGUGACACCACGUGACCCUAGGAGGCAAAAGCCCAAAGCCAGCUCGGGGUCAUGGGGUGGGGGUGGGGUCUGUGCUGCCGCUGUCUGCAGGGAAGAGAGAGCCUUCUUUCUGAUGGAGAGGUUCUCCAGCUGUGGGCUGGCAAGCACGUGCCCCCACCCCGGCAGUCUAGCUGUGACAAAAUUUUGCAAAAGCAAAUGAAUGCAAUGAACAAAACUUACAGGCGACCAGCUGAAACCGAUUUAAAAGAACAAACUUUCCAAGCACUUUCAGCAGGCACCGGUUGUUUGCAAACAAUGUGCUAAGAUGCAGGUGAUCCGUUUAUCAAAGGAGGCCCACAGCACCCCUCAUUAGCAAUCCUUGGCUUUGGGUGGCAUUGUAUUCGUGAAUGGUAGGAAGUGACAUCUUUCUAGGGUUAUUCUAGUAGGGGUUUGGGGUUUUGUAUUUCCUGUGCUAGUUCUCCUCUUCUGCACCUACUCUCUCUACCCAUCCUCCCCUCUAAUCCCCACUCCCUCAUCCAGGCAGGAGAGAUGGAUCCUGGAUUGGCAUUUCCCAGAGGCCCUGCCCAGGCCAUCUGAAAACCAUCCCCAGCCAGCCGGGUUCAGGCGGGGACUCCUUGGGUCCUGGCCUCGAAGGUGCCGGGAGGGUGGGAUGAGCUGUGUGCAUCUGUGCACAGGUGAGCAGGCGCCCUUCCUGCCGUGUUCCUGGGGGGAGGGCCCCCCCCGGGGGGGGCUCUCAGUGUUCAGCACUGCUCAGCAGUAGAAGGAGGUUUCUCACCUACUUGUCCCAGAUGUGCCUUUAGUGUCAUGUAAGAAGUUUUUAACUUAUAUUUAUUUUGUCGGGUUUUUUUAAUUGCACAAAACACUAAGACUGAGAGGCUGGUUCUGUUUCUCCUUUAAAGCUUUGCCUUCUUUCUGAACUUCCUUUCCCGCCCUGUGAAGAGAGCCCGGAUGCAGCCCUGGCCACUGUUCUCCCCCCCCCCCCACCUCACCCACCACCAUGGACUCUUUCCACCAUUAGCUGUAUUUAGCUUUGAGUGUCUCUGCGUCCGGUUGGCCUGUGUGUGUGUGUGUGUGUGUGUGUGUGUGUGUGAGAGAGAGAGUAACCCAGGCCCUUGCUUGGGAAGAAGCAGAGGGCACACCCCCGCCAGUGCCUUUUUCUGGAGGAGAGGGCUCUCCUGGCCUCAGCACCCCUCUUCCGGAGACACCUUCGGAGAAAACUGAGCUGUUACAACCCCUCCCCCUCCCCCCCAGUGCCUGUUAACCAGACCGCAGAUGCUCUGUACCUUCCUGAAUAAAGGCCCUGAGACCAUGGUGCUGGGUGCUGGGUGUGGUCCUUCCCAUCCCCAGCCCUCAGGGGCUGUCUGGGGUGGGGUUGGGCUGGGGACUCUUUGGAAGCUGGAGGAUCCAUUGGGGCUAUGACAACCCACAGGUGUGGGGGGUCCAAUUAAGUAAACUUUUAAAUCUG
This is a messenger RNA of Sus scrofa (pig), 6530 nucleotides long. The record is from RefSeq and is a predicted model, not a curated record. Lineage: Eukaryota; Metazoa; Chordata; Mammalia; Artiodactyla; Suidae.